AUGAGAAAGGACACCUACGAGAACAAGUUGUCGGAUACAUUAGAUUCAAAUCAGUUCAGCAAAAGUAAAGGAACAAGUGAUGCGAUUGAUUUGAAGAUAGAAAAAGACAUCAAUAAGGAGUUGUUGGCUAUGAGGAAAAAAGAUGAAAUAAGUGAGAGUCUCUACACAAGGAUGAGGUCUACUGGGGGGCUUCCCGCCAGGCUUUAUGGGUUGGCGAAAGUGCAUAAAGUGAAUACCCCAUUAAGACCGGUCCUCUCCUUGCCUGGUAGCUCUUAUUACAACUUGAACAAGGUUCUUGCUAAAUUUUUCGAGAAAAUUCAGGGCGCAAACAUCGAAACCAACUCACUAGAUGCGAGAGAAAACUUAGAGAGCACUAAUCUUGAGCCCAAUGAAAACUUGAUAUCUCUAGAUGUGAAGAGUUUGUACACAAACGUUCCACUGAAUGAGGCGAUAGACAUAGCUCUGAGAAAAUUGUAUGAGCAAGAUGAACCACCAUCAAUUGCUAGGAAAAAUAUGAAGAGAAUGUUGAACAUGGCAGUUAGUCAAGUCCAUUUCAAGUGCAAUGAAACAUGGUACGGUCAGAAAGUUGGUUUGGCAAUGGGGGCAUCUCUUGCCGUUAUUUUAGCAAAUCUUUGGCUAAAGCAGUACGAAACUGCACUAUCAAGGGAUUUUCCCGAAAUGUUUUCGCCCGAGAAAGAUCUUCACGGAAUAUGUCCCGAGUGCAAUAGGAAAGUCACGUACAGGUCAAAAAGAAAAUUAGCUGUGGGUGGUAUCAAAAACCAACAGAUACAGGUACCAUCCUCAAUUUUAGAAGCUGCGCCUCCCUUCAGUACGUAA
Molecule: messenger RNA, 837 nt
Organism: Symsagittifera roscoffensis
Lineage: Eukaryota; Metazoa; Xenacoelomorpha; Acoela; Convolutidae
Exons: 2
Coding region: 1-837 (278 amino acids)
Source: RefSeq, a predicted model, not a curated record